Molecule: messenger RNA, 1322 nt
Organism: Lycium ferocissimum
Lineage: Eukaryota; Viridiplantae; Streptophyta; Magnoliopsida; Solanales; Solanaceae
Product: probable polygalacturonase At3g15720
Exons: 9
Coding region: 45-1223 (392 amino acids)
Biological process (GO): carbohydrate metabolic process
Molecular function (GO): polygalacturonase activity
Source: RefSeq, a predicted model, not a curated record
UGUUUCUUGCGCCUAAAAUUUUGCAGCAUCGAGCUCUCAUCUUUAUGAUUUGUAUUACUCCACUUCUUCUGGAAAGAAGUCUUGCUGUUAGUUUUGAUGUAACGAGUUAUGGCGCUGCUGGAGAUGGAGUGCACGAUGACACUCAAGCAUUCAAACAAGCUUGGAGAGCUGUGUGUAGUGAUGAAAAUAAAAAUCCAUCAAUACUUGUACCAAGUGGAAGGUCAUUUCUAAUACGGCCCAUUACAUUCGAAGGGCCUUGCAAGUCCACCAAUAUUCAGAUACAAUUAUCAGGAUCCAUUGAAGCGCCGGAGGAUCCAGAGGCGUGGACAGGUUGUGAAAAUGUUAGUUGGAUUUAUUUUACAGGAGUUUUUGGUCUCUUCAUCAAUGGUUCUGGUACUAUCAAUGGCCAUGGCCAGCGCUGGUGGAACACUCCUAGCGGUACCAGGGUGAACGGGACUUGCACUAAGCCAACGGCUGUCCAUUUUAAUUAUUGUAAUGGGCUUCGAUUGAGUGGAAUACGGCUAGUGAAUAGUUCGAGAAACCAUAUAAUCGUUACUUACAGCAAGGGAGUAACCUUCUCAAAUAUUCAUAUAAGUGCACCAAACUAUAGUCGCAAUACCGAUGGUAUCGAUAUCUUUUUCUCUAGCCAGCUUCAAAUUCAAGACUCCAUUAUUCAAACAGGUGAUGACUGCAUUGCCGUCAAUACCGGGUGCUCUGAUAUCAAUAUUACUGGUAUUUCAUGUGGACCAGGCCAUGGUAUAAGUAUCGGAAGUUUAGGUCCAAAUAACACAUUUGCUAAUGUGGAAAACGUCUAUGUAACGCAUUGUUACCUAGAGGGAACCCAAAACGGUGUUAGAAUUAAGUCAUGGCAGGGUGGUUCUGGAUAUGCUAGGUCUAUACAUUUUGAGAAUAUUAACCUCAAAAAUGUAGGAAACCCAAUCAUUAUUGAUCAGAAUUAUUGCAAUGGUGGUCAGUCAUGUCAACCUCAGGUAAGUGCAGUCAAAGUGAGUAAUGUAACAUACAAGAAAAUACAUGGAACUACAAGCAGCAAGGUAGCAAUAAAUUUGAAUUGUAGCAGUACCGCAGCUUGCACCAACAUUGAGAUGGAGAAUCUCAACAUAACUCCAGUUGUGCCUGGAGAAAAGAUUUUUGCUACUUGUAAUAAUGCCCAAGGAAAAGCCUCUUCAAGCUCAGCUCCUGUAUCUUGCUUGUCACAAGGAUAAUUAUAUAGAGGAUAUAUUACUUUUAUCUACUACCAUAGCCGUUUGAAUAAUGUUAAUUGGAUUUGACAAAAAACUAGCGAUUGGUUGGUCACAAAGCUA